AUUCCACGACGGUGACGGUACAGAACGUGGUUGUUGCGAGCCAAAGCUUCGGCGUGAGCGGCGAAAUGCCUCAUUACGCCGCUGUAGCCGAAGCCGCAGCUCGCAACGGUUACGCAACUGCUCCAUUCCAAGGAGGAUACUCCGCGCCAGCUCAGGCCGCCCCUCAGUACGCCCCUGCCAACCAUCACGUGCAAUCCAACAGCGGUUUCCAACCCGUCGACACCGUGGAAGUGCAGCAAGCCAGAGCCGCCCACUUCGCCGCCGUCGCCGAUGCUGAAGCCCGCGAGAACAAGUACUCAGCUCCAUCUUACGGACAACAAUACCAACAUCAACAACACGUUCCAUCUUACGUACCGCAACAACAAUCUUACGUUCCUCAACAACAACAAUCUUACGUUCCUCAACAACAAUCUUACUACGGACAUCAGCAACAACAACAACAGCAACCUUCUUACCAGAACGGUCUUCAUAUUCCCGUCAUCUCCAACGGUGUCCCAGUUGAAACUCCGGAAGUCCAGCAGGCUAAGGCCGCCCAUUUGGACGCGUACGCCAAGGCUUCCGCCCAAUCCCAAACUCACUCUCACUAUUGA
Messenger RNA from Nicrophorus vespilloides, 590 nucleotides. Its product is annotated as cuticle protein 5-like. The record is from RefSeq and is a predicted model, not a curated record. The annotation marks the transcript as partial. The transcript has 2 exons. NCBI's taxonomy places the organism in Eukaryota, Metazoa, Arthropoda, Insecta, Coleoptera, Silphidae.